Rotaria sp. Silwood2 is the source of this 173-nucleotide messenger RNA. NCBI's taxonomy places the organism in Eukaryota, Metazoa, Rotifera, Eurotatoria, Philodinida, Philodinidae. The record is from the annotation of a GenBank genome assembly.
AUGAUUGUUCCAUCAUCAAAUAAUAGUGAAGAUUAUAUAUUAAUGUCAAAACAACAAAAUGAAAAUAUUCCAAAUAAAUCAUGUAAUUCUAUUAAUUCUAAGUAAAUUAAAUUAUGAUUUUAUUUUUUCUGUUAAACAAGUUAAAUCAAUAUUUAUUAUAGAAAUAAACCUUU